Molecule: messenger RNA, 2652 nt
Organism: Gigantopelta aegis
Lineage: Eukaryota; Metazoa; Mollusca; Gastropoda; Neomphalida; Peltospiridae
Product: 1-deoxypentalenic acid 11-beta-hydroxylase-like
Exons: 10
Coding region: 655-1665 (336 amino acids)
Source: RefSeq, a predicted model, not a curated record
CAGAGUUUGGUCUAAUACGCGGGUGGUUUAUACUAAAAUUCGAGCAGAUCUAAUUAAUUUUUCUUUUCUUUUCAGAAAAUAAAACAUUUCCUUUCUUUGUUUUUAUUUGUUCCAUCUUUUUUAAUAUAUAUUACACUGCACUCACAACGUACACAUAAAAUAGGUGAAAAUAUAUAAAUAGGUUAGUUUAAAUGUUUCAGUGUGAAAUUACCUAACAUUUUGUAAUGAAUAAUGAAUUUCUGGUUGAGAAAAAAAAAUAUGGCUUAUUUUCAAAAGUUUUAGUCUUACAAGUCUACAGAUUUAGCAGACAUCGGUAAAUGUUAUUAAAUAACUUCCAGUGGGGUCAAAGUUUGAGGUUUUUGAUAGAUAACACCACAAGCUUGAAACAUGUAUGGGGUACCUGUAAAAAAAAAAAAGUACUAAACUUUUGUGCGAAACUAGGGGUGUUGUAAAAUAGUAGGGGCUGUUAUUGUUCAUAAAGCCGGAACCUACAUGUAGCUGUUCGGGGUCGUAUUUUUGUCAAAAUGAUAGAACACAUUUAGAGUUGCAGCCCUUAGCUUGGUGGUCGCUACCCUGUUGGAAGGACUACAGAUGGACAAGUGGAUAACUAUUUGAUUAGUUUUACAGUCCAAACCGGAUCCAGUUCAUGAAAAUAUGGCAGAAGAGCCACCCAAGAAGAAACAAAAUGUUCGUUAUCCAGGAGAAAGUGAGGAAGCUUACCCUGAUGUCUUUACGGUGAUGCCGCCUCAGCCAAAGGAGAAGAAACCUGGGCAACUACCUGAAGAAUCAAUAAAGCAAUACUUCGACAAGGGCUAUGUCAUAGUGGAGGACUUUUUCAGUAAGGAUGAUCUCGAUGCUUGUCGAGAGUCUGUGAGGGAACAGGUUGAUAGACUGGCACAGAAACUGUUCAACGCUGGCAAGAUAAAAAAUUUGUAUAUGGAUCAAGGCUUCUUUCAAAGACUGAUCAAGAUAGAAGAAGACUUUCCUGGCGCAAAUAUUUUGUUACACAAGAGUGGAGAGUUCCCUCCAGCUUUUCAGAAACUCUGGUCCAACCCUCGGUUGCUGAAUGUCAUUGAGCAACUGAUUGGACCAGAUAUCAUGGGUCACCCUGUUUGGAAUCUGAGAACAAAAACUCCAAAUAACGAAGCAACAAUUGUUCCAUGGCAUCAAGAUUCGGGGUAUCUGGACACCCGAUCCUAUGGUGUGCUCCAAGUUGGUGCAUGGAUUCCACUGUUGGAUGCUACAGAGGAGAACGGUUGUAUGCAGAUAGCUGCUGGUGGACAUAAGAAAGGCCAGGUGGCUCAGCAUAAGUGUUGUUAUGGUGGUACGUGGUACGUCAUGUUAGAAGAAGAGGAAAUGGCUAAGACACUGGGAGUUAAUCUGGAGAAAGACUUGACAGUGUGUCCAGUUCCUUAUGGUGGAAUGUUGCUCUUCAACAAUAUGUUACCACACAAAAGUUUACCAAACAAGUCUAAAGACAUUAGGUGGAGCCUUGACCUGCGCUGGCAGACGCCAGACAAGAAUGUCGGCUUCUAUGAUUUGAAGCCAGGGCUGCUGAUGCAGAGUUCUAAGGAUCCUGAUUUUAAGAUUGACUGGGAUUCAUUUAAUAAGAUUGACAGACAUAAAGAGCAGACGAAAUCUCUUUCUGGGACCCAAGGUAGCUGAAGACGAAUUUGACACCACAGUACAUGGACCAUGGAUGAAACAGUGGGAGAUCAUUCACGUCAACAGACACACAGAUGCACUGGACAGUGAUACAGCUUGGACGAAGGCAUAAUCGGAAAAGAUCAAGAUUAUUUCAUCUUGAAAUUAUUUUCCUAUGCAGAUCUAUACUUACUGCAGCUUGUAUACUUAUUACACAAUUUAUUGUCUAUUAUAUACAUUGAUGAUACUGCUCCUAAUAAACAAUGCUAUACAUAUCAUUUAAUAACAUGUAUCAACAUUCAUGUGGGACUGUCAUGUUAGUAAUUUAUUUUUCUUCUAAUCAAAUGUCAUGGCAUCACAUGUCUCUAGGAACUUCAGGUCUCAGACAUUCCAGAGUGUUAUAUUCCUAGAUUUAUUAUGCAAAAUCUAUAAUGAUGAUAAAUAUUAACUUCAUGAAAUUUGUGAAACUCAUUUGGGAAUUGUAUUAUUAACAAUUUACUUAGAAUUUUUAUAGUCCAGACUUUAACGUCAUGGCAAUGCCAUUCAGAUAGCAUGACGUUAAAGUCUGGACUUUAUUAAAGUCUAGACUUUAAGUUUUAUAAGCACGGGCCCAGGUACAUGUAUCUUUUUUAGGAUUUUUUGUUUUGUAGUGUUGUUUUUAUAAAUGAAUCUUCAUAGUAGUGUAUUUAUUAUGGGUAUUAUAAUAAUUAGCUACAGAAUUUCUGUUGACAAUAAUAGGUAAAUUAACUUCAUAAAUGUGCCCUGAGAGAUUAAUGAAACUCAUUUGACAUAAAUAUUGACAAUCCACAAACCUUUUUUUAUAAAUUUAUUUACAUAAUGCUCAAAUACUAGUCUUUGUUUAUGUCUUUUAGUUUUUAAUUUACAUUUACUACUCUUUACUAAUGUGUUUUAAAAUGUAUUUACAUUGUAUUCUUCAUGUGUAUUUAAUGAUAAUUAUCUACUAAUGAUUAAGGCAGCUCUGUUAUGUUAGGGUGGGACAUUGUAGCC